AUGAAGUUCAACAAGAGUGUGUCUGGUUCACGUCGCAAGAAUCGUCGGCGACAUUUCAAUGCUCCUUCGCAUAUUAGAAGGAAGAUCAUGAGCUCGCCAUUGUGCAAAGAGCUUAGACAAAAAUACAACGUACGCAGUAUCCCCAUCCGCAAAGAUGACGAAGUUCAAGUUGUCAGGGGGCACCACAAAGGAGCUCAAGUUGGCAAGGUUGUCCAAGUAUACAGAAAGAAGUACAUCAUACACAUUGAAAGAAUCCAAAGGGAAAAAGUCAACGGUGCGACUGUCCAUGUCGGCAUUCACCCAUCAAAAGUUGUCAUUGUCAAACUCAAAAUGGACAAAGAUCGUAAGUUAAUUUUGGAACGCAAGGCCAGAUCCAAACAAUUAGACAAGGGCAAGCACUCCGAAGAGUCAGUCAUGGAAACUGCCUAG
Molecule: messenger RNA, 429 nt
Organism: Helobdella robusta
Lineage: Eukaryota; Metazoa; Annelida; Clitellata; Rhynchobdellida; Glossiphoniidae
Exons: 3
Coding region: 1-429 (142 amino acids)
Biological process (GO): cytoplasmic translation; ribosomal large subunit biogenesis
Cellular component (GO): cytosolic large ribosomal subunit; ribosome
Molecular function (GO): RNA binding; structural constituent of ribosome
Source: RefSeq, a predicted model, not a curated record